AUGGCGCUGCUCUCACUCCUUAUCGGCGCAGUCACCCUUGGGAUAAUACAUCACUAUCUGCUACAGCCUCUUUACUUCAGUCCGCUCAGUCGAAUCCCAGGGCCGACAAUCUAUGCCCUGACGAAAUGGCGUCUAGCAUGGGAAGACUGGUGUGGCCGUCGAACAAGGACCAUUCACAAACUCCACGAACAAUAUGGCCCCGUCGUCCGUAUCGGACCCAAUGAAGUCCACUUCAACUCCCUCUCUGCUCUACGAACGAUCUAUGGACCGGGUAGUGGCUUUGGUAGAACAGAUUUCUACUGGAUGUUCGAUGUUUAUGGAAAGCAGAAUCUCUUCACGUUCCAUUCAUCGCAGGACCACGGGGAUCGUAAGAAGCUGCUGGCUAAUGCUUAUAGCAAGUCGAACGUCAUUAGAGGCCCUGUUGCCGAGAUGGUCUCCGAGAGGAUCCAGGAUUAUUUGUCGUUGAUCGAAGACAAGAAAGGGGAGCCUGAUGAGAUUUUCUCCUCGCUGCAUUAUUACUCUCUCGACUCGAUCACCAACUUCCUGUACGGACCGAGCAGUGGCGGGACGGAGGCGAUGAAAGGCAACCAAACCCACAGAGCACUGCUAGGUGACAUCCUAGAUCCGGCGAGGCGAAGGCUGAGUUGGUUUGCCGUGCACUGUCCAGCGUUCACGAAGUGGCUCUACACAAGAAUCGGACUGCUUGGAAGAGUUGUCGCGCCGCUUCUGCCUAUGAGGAAGCCGGCUACGUAUACAGGCAUCAGAGCACACGCGCUCAAGGCUAUGCAGGACUGUAAAACUGAGGCUAAGAGUGGUGCUUUGAGCGGCAAUACCAUCAUCGGACGAUUGUUCAAAGCUGUAUCAGCCGGCAUGGCGGACUUGAAUGAUCUUGAGAUCGCGUCUGAGGUGGCGGAUCACUUCCUCGCCGGAAUCGACACGACAAGCGACACCCUCAUGUUCCUCAUCUGGGCGCUCUCCCUCCCCGAAAACCACCACUUCCAACACCGCCUCAUCGCCGAAGCCCAAAAAAUCCCCCAAUCCUCCCUCGACAUCCACGGCGCACCCACCGUCGAAGCCGCGGACAGACUCCCCUUCCUCGACGCCGUCAUCAAGGAGACGCUUCGCCUCUACGCCCCUCUCCCAGCUUCCGAACCACGGCAGUCCUCGGUCGACACCACCAUCGACGACUACGAGAUCCCAGCGGGAACGGUCGUGUGCAUGGCUCCGUACAGUCUUCAUCGGAACGCGGAGGUUUUUCCGGAGCCUUGGAAGUUCGAUCCGGAUCGUUGGUUGGGGGAGCCGGAGCAGGUGGCGGAGAUGAAGAAGUGGUGGUGGGCGUUUUCGUCGGGCGGGAGGAUGUGUAUCGGGAUGCAUCUCGCUUUGGCGGAGAUGACGUUGGUUCCUACGGUUUAUCGCAAGUACAAGACGCGCAUCGCGCCGUCGUCGAGCGGGCUUGCUACUGGUAUUACUUCGAGGUUUGAGAUUUUUGCUGAUGAUACGUAUGAGCGUGUGGAGGAACAUACCUGCAACAUUGAGUUCGUAAGGAAUUAA
Zasmidium cellare ATCC 36951 is the source of this 1551-nucleotide messenger RNA. RefSeq lists its product as uncharacterized. NCBI's taxonomy places the organism in Eukaryota, Fungi, Ascomycota, Dothideomycetes, Mycosphaerellales, Mycosphaerellaceae. Gene Ontology annotation, molecular function: iron ion binding; oxidoreductase activity, acting on paired donors, with incorporation or reduction of molecular oxygen; monooxygenase activity. The transcript has 4 exons. The record is from RefSeq and is a predicted model, not a curated record. Bases 1 to 1551 code for a protein of 516 amino acids.